Trichoderma aggressivum f. europaeum is the source of this 5244-nucleotide messenger RNA. Its product is annotated as CAZyme family GH18. The transcript has 13 exons. NCBI's taxonomy places the organism in Eukaryota, Fungi, Ascomycota, Sordariomycetes, Hypocreales, Hypocreaceae. The record is from RefSeq and is a predicted model, not a curated record. The coding region runs from base 1 to 5244 and encodes 1747 amino acids. Gene Ontology annotation, biological process: carbohydrate metabolic process; regulation of DNA-templated transcription. Gene Ontology annotation, molecular function: chitin binding; hydrolase activity, hydrolyzing O-glycosyl compounds.
AUGUGGUGGUGGUGUCAGUCCUCUCUAGUCCUGAUUGGACUGACUAUCACCAUCGCUUUUGCCCAAUCAGCCCCCCCUGAAGCUAUUUACGACUCACAGAGCCGUCACUGUCCCGCUCCCUGUAGCGACAAUAUUCGCCUUGAUUGGAACGUGUAUUCCUCCCUAGAGGCCAUGUCACUCUGCAACAAGCCCAUACUCUUCGAUUUUGCGAUUCAUUCUCCUCUGGAUACAUCUGAGUCUGCAGUCAAAUUCCGUGCAUGUACUGCAAUCGCUUUCAAUGACAGACAACAAGCUAGUCUAAUGCCUCACAUUCGCGAGCUCAAUGGGAAACAUGGACCAAAGGAUCUCCAUCUCACCAACGCUGUCAUGGCAUUGUGGUCUUCCGAAAACCCAGGGCAUAGGGGAAAUGUUGCGGCAACCUUCGGCAGCCUUCGCAAUAAUCUGCUCAGAAUCAUCGACCCAAACCAAGAAACCAUCAUUUUCGCCUAUCUGAAUAAUACAGUGAUUGGGCUUUACAUCGGCGCCAAGAUCGACCCAGCCAGUGCCAUUUCAUCUCUUGAUUCACAACUUUCAGGUGUCCAGCACGCACGUGUUUUUUCUAAAAGCAUUAUCCAAAUCUGUGGCAACGAGCGAAACUCAGAUCAUACGUUGGGCCUUGCAAUCAGCACCGAGAAUGACCUUGUCGCUGUUCAAGAUGAUGUCAGAUCUUGGAGCAGGGCAAAAUGCGUCUCGACCGACGAUUCGACUGGAAGAAUAUUCAUGGGCUUAAGUCUUCAGGAACAAUCAAUAAAGUCGGAGCAUUUCCGAAUCCGACACGCUGGUCCUCAUCUUCACUUCAGAAGCCCAGAUUUGCGACCAAAGCCCAAGGCAAGCGGAGAGUGCACCACUUAUUCUAUCAAGAACAGUGACACAUGUGCAGAUAUCGCUGCUUCUCACGGCCUCAAAACGACCGACAUUGACGUUUUCAACAAAAAGACUUGGGGCUGGAUUGGCUGCGAACCCCUUUUUGUCGGGCAACUUAUCUGCUUAAGCAAGGGCAAUCCUCCUCUUCCAGCACCCAUGUCUAAUGCAGUAUGCGGACCAACCAAGCCUGGGACCAAGGCUCCUCCAGCGGGAGUCGACUUCGUCACCCUUAACCCGUGCCCUCUGAAGGCUUGUUGCAAUAUUUGGGGAAGUUGCGGGACAACAAAAGAAUUCUGUACCAUUUCCAAGACCAAAACUGGGAACCCUGGCACAUCCCGGCGUGGGGAAAAUGGGUGCAUAUCCAACUGCGGUAUGGAUAUCGUGAAUAACAAAAAGGCGCCCGACAGUUUCAAGAAGGUAGCGUAUUACGAGUCGUGGAAUCUCGAUCGCUCGUGCAUGCGUAUGGAUGUCCGAACGAUUGGCGACAUAGAUGAAGGAUACACCCACUUACAUUUCGCAUUUGUUAACAUCACCAAGGAUCUCAAGGUGAGUGUCCAGGAUCCUCGCAGUCAAUUUGAACACUUUAAGAGCCUGAGCGGCAUCAAGCGUAUUGCUGCCUUUGGCGGCUGGUCGUUUUCUGUGGGGUUGGACACCUACACGACUCUACGUCAAGCAAUCAAGCCAGAGAAUCGCGAGUUCUUUGCAACUCAGGUGGUCGAUUUUCUCAAAAGCAACAAGCUGGAUGGCGUCGACUUUGAUUGGGAGUAUCCCGGCGCUACCGAUCUUCCCAUUCCCGCUGGAUCUCCAGAUGAUCCUGCCAACUAUCUCAAGUUCUUGCAGCUCAUGAAGAAGAAAUUACCAACCGCAAUGACGCUUUCUAUUGCCGCUCCUGCGUCGUACUGGUACCUCAGAGCAUUCCCCAUAGCAGAGAUCGCCAAGACCGUGGACUACAUUGUCUACAUGACCUACGACCUUCAUGGGCGGCUGCCUGAGAUCUCAUGGUAUGACUACAUCACAUUUCCCGUCUUUCUUGGUAUCUUCUCUGACAAGUCUUACCUAGUCAACAUGACGGAAACCUUGAAUGCACUGGCCAUGAUUACAAAAGCAGGUGUUGAGGCCAGGCAGAUCGUUGUUGGCGUCGCAUCUUACGGGCGCUCGUUCAAGAUGAUGGAUCCCAAGUGCAAGGGUGCAACGUGUCCCUUUGUUGGACCACAGCCUGCCGCUACCAAGGGAGAAUGCACGAAUUCAUCUGGCUAUAUCUCAAAUGCUGAGAUACUAGAUAUUGUGGACAAGAAAGAGGCUUACUCUGUUCAAACAUGGUACGACGAGAAAACCGACAGCGAUUAUCUCAUCUACAAUAAGACGCAAUGGGUCGCUUAUAUGAGCAAAUCUGUCAAGGACUCUAGGAUAAAGAAGUACCAGGCUCUUAAUUUCGGUGGUAUUUCCAACUGGGCGGUCGACUUGGAAGAUUGGUGGCUGGACACUUACGACAUAGACGGAACCGAAAAAGAGGACACGGAUGGUCUAGACGAACUUUUCGAUACUUGUGAUGAUACUUAUGAUGCUCUCGAAGAUAUCCCAGAGGACCUGGAUGAUCGCUGUGCUUCAUUUUACAUCCUAACAGUUCUUUCUUCUCAAUUAUCAAAUGCGCUUCAGGCCUACAAAGAGGUCUCAGAAGGGUAUGAUGAAAAGUUCCGAUGGUAUGCUGAAUGGGUUAAAGACGGCAUAAACGAUGAUCUCUUCGACUUCAUGGGCUUCAACGGAGAAGGCAACAACUACAUGGACUGCAAGUGGAACUUGAUGAAUAACGAGAUUGAAGGAGCCGGACCCUGCACAGAGUUGUCACAUUUACCUCUUGCUCCCAAUACGGGUGCCCGUUUUAUCGAAUAUUCGCUACGAGACGAGGACGGCUUUUAUAAGGCGAUCCUAGACACGCAUAACAUCGAGAAGGACUGGGUCACUUUUGAGACUUAUGCCGUCCCUGAUCCUUGCGGAUGUCAGGCCCCGCCACCCAUAUGUCCAUCUACCCACUGUGGCGACCACUACACCGUGUACAAAAACUUUCCACGUCGUAUCAAAGAUGCAUCCAAGAUCGAUGUGCCCAACCCGAAAAAGCUCGUGGAUGAGGCCAUUCCUAAAAUCGAAGAGCUUGCGGACCUGUUGGCCUGGACUAUCCCGAUGCUCCGCAUGGGCGGCCUCGACGCGAACAAUGAGGACCCAGCCAUUGCCUUUAGCAUGCCCGUGUUCAUGCUCGAAGACGCAGUUGAGUCUAUCAAGAAGAUUAAAGAAAUAGGAGAGAAGGAGAAGGAGUCAAAGAAGCGCGAUCUUAUACUGAAUAUUCUUAACAUUGUCUUCUCCGUCUUGGCGUUUGUUGGUGAUUUGGCCCCCGCCCUCGGCGCAGCAUCCUUCAUCGGACGUGGUUUGAAGAUCGUUGGAGAGAUUGGAGAGAUUGGUGAGCAUGCACUUUCGAUUGUCGACAUUAUAGACGAUCCUCUUUCCGCACCGUUUGCUAUCCUUGGAAUACUCCUCGGUUCCCCAGGCGUUAAGCGUAAGGGAGCGCGUGAGGGUUUCAAAUCUGCUGGCGAUGCGCGUCGCGCUCUUGACGAGAGCAAACUCAAGUUAUUUUCGAAAGAGUUUCGGAGGAAAGACGAUCUUGUGCAUCAGAUUAUGAAGCAAAGCAAAGCUUGCAAAUUGAGCUGGGGCAAGAGCAUGGGACUGGUUCGUGAGCCUGAGGAGGAUCAACCAAGUCUUCUCGAACAUUUCGAAUUUUGUUCUGUGGUACAGCGAGCUCUAGAGCUCAUAAUCGAAUUACUCACAGACUCAGAACGGCUAAGCAGCCGAUAUGGAGCCAAAUGGGCCGUAGUUGAGGAGGACGUCCAAUCGACUGCCAAGUCUAGGAGUGUGUCAAAGCUCAAAGCUGCUUUCAAGCGGCUCACAAUCACCGACAGCACCCUUGAACAGGCAAUGAAAAUGAAGCACAAGUCGUUCUGGGUUACCAAAGACCUUGUCGGACGCGAGCGGCAGCAGAUUUUAGUCAUCUCUCGAAUCAAUACCAUUAACGACAUUCGAACCCUCAAUAUGCUCACUGAGGUUUGCGAAACCGAUUACCCUGCCAUCUCAGAGGCUGCGUCGAUUCGCGCCGACACAAUAUCGAUGGUUACCACCCAAAAAGGGAAGAUUAUUGGCUGGAUCGAUGAUAUCGGUGAGAUUAUCUCGACAGACAACCAGAUGGGAGUCACGGAAGAAAUGGAGACACAGGAAGCCUCCGGAAUUGACCAAUCUCGAGGCCCGGAUCAACUCUCACGCAACUUGAGUGAAACCUUAGAGUAUGUGAAGACGGUCAAAGCUCGUUUCCAUGCGCGGCCUAUUUUAUAUGACCGCUUUAUCGACACAUUACACACUCACAAACGGAAUAUGCUUCCUAUUGAAGAGGUCUAUGACUCUAUGGCUAAUAUUUUGGCUUCUGACCCAGAUCUUAUGGAAGGCUUCAAACAAUUUCUGCCUAUUUAUUGGUCGAAAAACGAGGCCAAAGCUUCUCAAGAUCAAGCCAGUAGCAUCAAAGCACCAAUCAUUACUGAAGCUCUACACUUUUUGGAUUAUGUCAAAGAAACUACAGACAACAGACGCUACAACAAGUUCAUAGACAUAUCGAUGCGUUUUAAGCAUCAAUAUAUCGGCACUACGGAUGUGAUGACACGAGUCAUGCUUCUCUUUCAUGACCGCCACGAUUUAUUACAAAGGUUUAACUUUCUCUUGCCGCCUGGGUACAUUAUAUUUGGCGAGGAGGGCGCUCCUCAAGCGACAACCCCUCAAGGCCAUACUUGGGAUAUUGCUAGUCUCAUAGCUACAACAACCAACAAUGAAGCCAUUAUCCUCUCGGAGGAGACAGCAUCAGCGCGAACGAAUGCCCAAUUACGCGAAAAGUCCGGAAGGCGCUACAGGGUCAAGCGCCUCUCUAGGCAGCUUGACAUGAAUAGUCUUGUAGCGUUAAGCUACUAUGAGGAAUUGGUUCUCUUCCGCCGAGAUUUGCAACGUGAAGUGCUUGUUUUCCCUUCUACCUUAAGUCUGGCUCGUCAACAUGUCGUGCGCACGUUGUCACACCGCCUGGGGUUAUCAUAUAAUAAAUUCGUCGGGGAAACAAACCAAAUUGUCGUGGGUCGCUUGCCUCAGCAGCCUUCCAGCGGUCUUACGCCACUGCGAAGACCGUUCAUGGUGAAGAGUCUGAAGCAUAACAGCCGUACAGCGAUUGAUUCAGGGGAUGCAAAUGCCAGCUGGGAACUUGAAGAACAUAUCUUGAAUGAUGUUACAGCGUUGCAGACUUUCUUCCAAGGCGAAUUCUGA